AUCCAUACCAAGACCCUCUCACUUAUUCCCCGCAUGUCCCCGGAAAUCAUUGCAUAACCUGGGGUUCGUAUCAGGGCAAGACACGGGUCUGACUGGCGGAUAAUCGGCGCUUUUUUACGGGUCAUUGUUGCUCCACCUACAAUAAAGCCCCCUCCUCACACUGUUGCCAUGCAAGAGGUGUGACCCUCCUUCCUCUUCUUCCUCUUCUUCCUCUUCUUCCUCUUCUUCCUCUUCUUCAUCGGGACAGAAAGCAGAGAAACCAGAUUAAAGAUGUCCGACCCCGACACCGCCUCCUCUCCGGCGGCGGCCACCCCGCUGCCCCUCAUCUCGCCCCCCCCCCUGCAGCUCUCCUUCCCCUUCCACAGGGAGGGCAGCCGGGUGUGGGAGAGAGAGAGGAAACCCCCCCCCCAGCCCCGAGAGCUGCCCAGCCCCCUGCCCACCAAACGCACCCGGACGUACUCAGCGACAGUGCGAGCGAGGUCAGGUCCGGUAUUUAAAGGAACUUGUAAAAACUUCUCCAGGUCUCAGGGUCACGGCUUCAUCAAACCGUCUCACGGAGGAGAAGACAUCUUCGUCCACAUCUCUGACAUUGAUGGAGAGUAUGUGCCUAUGGAGGGGGACGAGGUCACGUACAAAGUGUGUUCGAUCCCACCCAAGAACCAGAAGAUCCAGGCUGUGGAGGUGCGGCUCACACACCUGAACCCCGUCUCCAAGCACGAGACCUGGUCCGGACAGAUCAUCAGCUCCUAGACCAGGACCCACUGGAGAGGAAACAGGGAUUUAUUUAGAUGUUUUUUGGAAGAAAGAUCGACCUGAAGUGUCUUGGUUAUUGAACAAUGAUGGGUGGAGUUUGAGGUGAGGGUUGGGAAUGAAGCUUUGAAUGUAUACGUCUGAAUGUGCUCCUUUGAUGGUCAACAUUAGGGUCAUGAUAAGGGUUUUAUAAUAAGGGAUCAGGCUUUGUGCAGUUUUACUUUGACCUAAGGAAUAUAUUUUAGCUCGGAAAUCAGUGUUUUCUAGAGAAGUGAUGCCUUCAAAGAGGCCCAGUUCAGCUAUAGUGGCGCUCCACUUUGCACACUACAGGCAGGAGAGUUUACAUCUCAAGGGACGAGCUACAGACUCAGAGCAGUGCAGGAAUGAGUCCUGAAACACCAAAAUGAGUUAGCAUUCUAGCACUUCUGGUUCUCUCGUCUCUAAGUCAAUGUUUUUUUUAACAUGUUUGUGGAUAGAAGCCUAAAAUAUGGUCUGUGGUUAACACAAGCUUUAGAGAUUUAAACUUUUUGUUCUACGACAUGAAAUACGUCAGUAAAUACCCCACUGGUGAAUGUCUGAAGCUUCUACUUGUCUUUCAAACAGCGGUUGCUAACAAGUGUCUAAAUGAGGCUAAUAAAAGUAAUCUUGCCUAACAUUAGCCGCCUUUAGCUUAGCUGCAGUGACGUGAAGUCAUGUGACCGUGCUGUAGUUCCUUUAUAGCCUAACGUUAGCUUUUUACUUAUAAGGUAUUUCAGUCCGACAACUCACGUGUUUCU
Messenger RNA from Trematomus bernacchii (emerald rockcod), 1526 nucleotides. RefSeq names its product cold shock domain-containing protein C2-like. Gene Ontology annotation, molecular function: mRNA 3'-UTR binding. Gene Ontology annotation, cellular component: cytoplasm. The record is from RefSeq and is a predicted model, not a curated record. Lineage: Eukaryota; Metazoa; Chordata; Actinopteri; Perciformes; Nototheniidae. Gene Ontology annotation, biological process: regulation of mRNA stability.